Molecule: messenger RNA, 1590 nt
Organism: Setaria italica (foxtail millet)
Lineage: Eukaryota; Viridiplantae; Streptophyta; Magnoliopsida; Poales; Poaceae
Product: rhomboid-like protein 19
Exons: 8
Coding region: 253-1200 (315 amino acids)
Biological process (GO): retrograde vesicle-mediated transport, Golgi to endoplasmic reticulum
Cellular component (GO): membrane; Golgi apparatus
Source: RefSeq, a predicted model, not a curated record
AGGCAAAUCUGCCGUUAACAGUCGGAACGUCUCCAAACCUGCUCUCUUUCUCUCCAAACCCCGAACCCAACUGCCUGCUUUGCUUGCUCUGCACUCCGCCACCGCCAAUUCUCCACAGUACAGAGCCCUUCCACUGCGAUCCCGAGCGAGAAACCAAGCAGCCAGGUAUUCUCCCGAAUCCGGGGCGGCGAAUCGCUCCAGCGGGUGCAGUAACGGUGCUCCGGAUCUCGUCGGGUGACGGCCGCCGCCACCAUGAUGAGCGGCAGCGCCCCUCCGCCGCCCUCGCUUCCUGCCGGGAGUGGGAGCUUCUUCAGAGGAUACACGAAGCUGUGCAAGGGCCUCGCCGUCAUAUUGCUCCUCGUGCACCUUGUAGUACAGCUGUUCCCGUCGGCUGUAGCCUAUCUCGCGCUUAUUCCCGCAAGGACGAUCCCUUUUGCUUGGAACCUGAUAACUGCUGGCUAUGUGGAGCAAACAAUUCCGGGGGUGAUUGUUAGCAUCAUUGGUCUUCUCUUGUUUGGGAAGCUGUUAGAGCCUUUAUGGGGUUCAAAAGAAUUAUCAAAGUUCAUCUUUAUUGUCAACUUUUCAACUUCAGCGUGUGUCUUCAUAACUGCUAUCGUGCUGUACUAUAUAACUCAGCAAGAGAUCUACCUCUAUACUCCUCUUUCUGGAUUCUAUGGAGUUCUUUCAGGAUUGUUGGUGGGCAUCAAACAGCUUUUACCAGAUCAAGAACUUAACCUUUUCGUGCUAAAGAUCAAGGCAAAGUGGAUUCCAUCUCUUGUUGCACUGAUCUCAAUUGCUGUAAGCUUCUUUGUAAAGGACUUGAUGUCUUAUCUCCCAGUUUUGCUGUUUGGCAUUUAUAUGAGUUGGAUUUACCUGCGGUACUUCCAAAAGAGACUUGAGACAGGCAUGAAAGGAGACCCAAGUGAGGAGUUCUCUUUCUCAAGCUUCUUCCCUGAAUUUCUAAGACCAAUUCUGGACCCAAUAGCAUCUAUAUUCCAUAGGCUCCUUUGUGGAAGAUCCGAAAGAUCUGACGCUAGGGGACAAACAUUAGAUACCUCGCCAUUACCUGGUUCCGAUUCGAUUGAGGCAAACAGGAGGAGAGAGAGGGGUCAACGGGCGCUGGAACAAAGAUUAGCUGAGAAGCUGGCUGCUGUCAGAAGUUCGGAGGGCACGUCGCUGGAUGCUGCUGAUAAAGUUUGAGUCUUCUAUACAACGAGCUGUGCAGUUUCUGAAUUCCUGGCAAUGCGUGUCCAUGUGAUUUCCUGAAGGACAGAAUCACAGAAGGAAUGAAGAACAUGUAUUUACCUUCAGCAGCCCAGGCCUCAUCAUGGUUUAUUGUCAGCAAUCGAUUUUUCCCAUGGUUUCUCUGUAAUCAACGAAUGAUGCACUAAGCACUGUACCUAGCAUGGCCAUGGUGACUCGAGAAUGUGAUGUUCCAUAGGACAAGAAUGCUUCUAUGUUCUUUAAUUUGCUGUUUGUUUUUAAGUAUUGAGGUUGAUAGUAGUUCACAGGAACCAGAUUAUGUACGGAUGUUUUUAGAGCAUUGUAUGGCAGUUCUAAGCUCAAGAGAACUGUAGCCUUCACUUGUCA